Hyaena hyaena (striped hyena) is the source of this 1172-nucleotide messenger RNA. Its product is annotated as polyunsaturated fatty acid lipoxygenase ALOX15-like. The transcript has 3 exons. Gene Ontology annotation, biological process: linoleic acid metabolic process; lipid oxidation. The coding region runs from base 85 to 501 and encodes 138 amino acids. Gene Ontology annotation, molecular function: arachidonate 15-lipoxygenase activity; arachidonate 12(S)-lipoxygenase activity; metal ion binding. NCBI's taxonomy places the organism in Eukaryota, Metazoa, Chordata, Mammalia, Carnivora, Hyaenidae. The record is from RefSeq and is a predicted model, not a curated record. Gene Ontology annotation, cellular component: cytosol; plasma membrane.
UGCCCCCCCUCUCUGCCCCGUGUCUGAGCUCUGCGUCUGUUCCCUGGCGCAGGGUUCCCCGACUCCCUGCGGUCCCUGGACCAGAUGUGCCGCUUCAUCACAAUGUGCAUAUUCACCUGCACCGGCCAGCACUCCUCCACCCACCUGGGCCAGCUGGACUGGUACUCUUUGGUCCCUAACACGCCCUGCACCAUGCGCCUGCCCCCGCCCACCACCAAGGACGUGACGCUGGAGACGGUUAUGGCCUCGCUGCCCAACUUCCACCAGGCUUCCCUGCAGAUGUCCAUCGUCUGGCAGCUGGGCAGACGCCAGCCCAUCAUGGUGGCUGUGGGUCAGCACCAGGAGGAGUAUUUUACGGGCCCCGGACCCAAGGAGGUGCUGAAGCAGUUCAGGGAGGAGCUGGCCGCCAUGGAGAAGGAUGUGGCGGCCCGGAACGCGAAGCUGGACAUACCGUACGAGUACCUGCUGCCCAGCCUGGUGGAGAACAGCGUGGCCAUCUGAGCGCCGCCCCAGGCGCAUCGGGUCCCGCCCUCCUCAGUCCCCACCCUCCGCAGUCCCCCACCCCGCUAAAGAGUCACCUUUCCACUGUCGCAGUCCCCAAUGUGAGCACACUGUAUUCUAGAUGUGCCCCCUAGUGACCUCGGUCCUGCUUCCUUCCUCAUCCUCCGGACCUCCCCUGGGGCGGACCUCAGCUGCUUAUAUCCCCCGUUUCAGAAGUAGGGUAUGCUGUCCCUACAUAGUUACUCCACGCCGUAUUUUAUGAACCAAAUAUGAUUUUGAAACUAAGUCGCGUUUAAUGGCAACUAAAAGAUCUCACAGAGAAAGGGAAAGAAAUUCAGAACAAAUGAGCCUGAAUCAAGUGCUGGCAAAAGAACGGGGCACAUCUUUCCAGCUGGGAGGGCUCCACCAGCGUCCCACAGCGAUUCUCCAGAUGUGCCCUUUCCCCAUUCGCUUAGAAGAUGAUCAACGGGAGAAAACUGGGGGGGAAGGGGGUCCUGUGUCUAUGACCUUUCUGCAGUCGCCCAGUUGGAAAGCCCCGAAUGAAAGCAAUUAACUAGAAAAAUACGUUCAGAACCCUCAUUGUUUUCACAAGGGACGACAAAGGAAUCAAGAAAAUCCAACUUUAGUAUCUGACAAAAAUUUCAGAAAAAUAAAUGUAUUUCUUAACCUGA